AACAACAGCUACCAUUAUCUCUUACAUCAAGGCAGCUUGCACUACAGAGAAGAGGCAAUGAGCAGCAGGUUGUGGUUUCCUGCUCUGGGGCUGGCGGCCUGGCUGUGCUGCCUCAGUCUGAGGCCCGUUGACGGGGGGAAAGUGCUGGUUAUGCCUGUGGAUGGGAGCACCUGGCUCAGCAUGGAGAUACUGGUGAAGGAGCUCAGCCACAGGGGCCACGAGGUGACGGUGCUGGUGCCUGAAAGCAGCCUGUUGAUCUACAGCUCGGAGAGCUACAAGACUGAGAUCUACCAAGUGCCCUACACCAAAGCCGAACUGGACGAUAGAUUCAAGGAGCUGAAUGAUGGAGUGUUCCUCAAGCCACCAGAAAUCACAGAUGUGUUUAUCAAUGUGCAGCGUUUGGUUAACUAUACUUCAAUGGAGGUGAAAGCCUGCGAGAAUCUGCUGAACAACCAGCCUCUAAUGAGUCGACUGAAAGAAAAGGGCUUCGAUCUUGUGCUCACAGACCCCUUCCUCCCCUGCGGCUCCAUCCUUUCUCAUGUCUUUUCCAUUCCAGCUGUUUAUUUCCUGCGUGGGAUGCCAUGUGGGCUGGAUGUAAAGGCUAACCAGUGCCCCUCUCCUCCCUCCUACGUUCCUGUGGAAUUCUCUGGCAAUACAGACAUCAUGACCUUCCCACAGAGAGUCAAAAACAUGGCCCUGUCUAUAUUGGAGUCCUACUUGUGCGGAAUAAUGUAUGCCCGCUUUGAUGAUGCGGUCAGGAAGUAUGUAGGAGACAACAUGACCUACAAGGACCUUCUUAGUCACGGCGCUAUCUGGCUUCUCAGAUACGACUUUGUUUUGGAAUGGCCCAGACCUCUCUUGCCAAACAUGUUUUUUAUUGGAGGUAUCAAUUGUGCAAAGAAAGCGCCUCUUCCAGCGGUGAGUAUUCAAUGA
Messenger RNA from Sebastes umbrosus (honeycomb rockfish), 933 nucleotides. Its product is annotated as UDP-glucuronosyltransferase-like. Gene Ontology annotation, molecular function: UDP-glycosyltransferase activity. The coding region runs from base 58 to 933 and encodes 291 amino acids. The record is from RefSeq and is a predicted model, not a curated record. The transcript has a single exon. Lineage: Eukaryota; Metazoa; Chordata; Actinopteri; Perciformes; Sebastidae.